GUGACAGGUGUCAUGCGAGAAAAUUUUAUUUUGCAAUUAGGUAUACACACUCCCGUACGAAAAUAAUUUAGUGAUGAAAAAGUUAAGUUCAAAUUCGUUGGAACGUCCAUUGAAUCAAAAAUAAAAUUUCCUGCUAUGAACUAGAAAAAAAGUUACACUCAAACCAACGAAAUGUUUCGUAGUAGAAGUUGGUUUGGCGGAGGAUGGAAUCGUCCUAAGAAUCGACUCUCGCUGGAUCAUCUGAAAUACUUGUACAGUGUACUAGAACGCAAUACUACGGUGUCCGAAAGCAACCGCGGUUUGCUCGUAGAAUCCCUUCGAUGCAUAGCAGAAAUUCUCAUAUGGGGCGAUCAGAAUGAUUCAUCGGUAUUCGAUUUCUUUCUAGAAAAAAAUAUGCUCUCGUACUUCCUCCACAUUAUGCGACAGAAAAGCGGGGGAUCGAGUUUCGUCUGUGUUCAAUUGUUACAAACGUUAAACAUCCUUUUCGAAAACAUUCGUAAUGAGACGUCGCUAUAUUACUUGUUGAGUAACAACUUAGUAAAUUCGAUAAUCGUUCACAAGUUUGAUUUUUCGGAUGAAGACGUAAUGGGAUAUUACAUUCUGUUUUUGAAAACACUCAGCCUUAAGCUAAAUACCCAUACAAUACACUUUUUCUACAACGAGCAUACGAACGAUUUCCCUCUCUAUACGGAAGCCAUCAAAUUUUUCAAUCAUCCAGAAUCCAUGGUACGCAUUGCUGUACGUACUAUUACUUUGAAUGUUUACAAGGUGCAGAAUCCAAAUAUGCUACAGUUCAUUCGUGACAAGACAGCCGCACCUUACUUUAGUAAUUUAGUCUGGUUCAUCGGAAAGCACAUACUGGAGUUGGACGCAUGUGUUCGUAACGACACCGAUCAUCAAUCUCAGCAUCGUCUAGCUAAUCUUGUAGCAGAACAUCUUGAUCACUUGCACUACCUGAACGAUAUACUGUGCUUGGACAUCCCUGAUCUUAAUGCUGUUCUCACAGAACAUUUGCUUCACAAGCUGCUCGUCCCAUUAUACAUAUUUUCGUUAACGCCUAGCCCGCCUAUUUCAAUGGCAGUUGUAACACGAAAUCUGGCUGCCGUGCUUAACAAAGUAGUGGAUAUUGACAUCAAGGAACUGAACAAUCCUCGGGUGUCCAGUGUGGUAGCACUAUUUUUGUUAUCCCUUGUUUUCCUGGUAAUUACGCAUCGCCCCCUGAUCAACGCGCUCACUUGGGUCAUCCUGAAUGCGGACCAUACCGUUUUUAAAGAAGGAGCAUCACAAAUCUUGAAUGCCUACAUUGAAAAUCGAGAGGUUGUUGCACUUGGAUUUGGACAACCUGUGGAAAGUUUAGAAGAAGCACUGGAAAGCUCGGCUGCAUCAUCCAGUUCCUAUAACUAUGACCCAAGUGCGGAAGAUGCCAAUAGCAGCAGUAGCACCUCGACCAAUGAGCCUCAGACAUCAAAUUCGCCAAGCCCACCAACACUAUCGGACGAAAUAGAAAAGGUGAACAUUACGGACGAAGAAAAGGAAAAACUAUUGCUUAUUGCAUAUCGAACUCCAGAGUUUAACAGACCAUUUCUCGAUAUGGUGCUUUCGUCACUAGACUGUGCCGAGAACGAUUAUUUAGCACUACUGGCCCUGUGUUUGUUGUACGCUUUAGCAAACAACAAAGGUGUCAAUUCCGAAUGGCUUGAAAUUGUACUGAGCCGCUCUUCACCGACCGGCUGUUCUAAGUAUAAUGUAAUACUGCUGGAAAAACUACUCCAAAUCAUCACGCUCUCGAAUCAACCAUCAUGUCGAAUUCGAUUAGUUACAAUCGAACUAACACUAAAGUUAUUUUCUCAAAUUGUUGGAAUCGGCACGAGUAACAUUAACAUAAGCGAACAACAUAAACACUCCGUUUUCUCUGCGCGCAAUCAAAGUAUGACUGUUCUAAGGAACUUUUAUAAAUCCGAGGACAUCUUUUUGGAUUUAUUCGAGGAUGAGUACAACGAAAUGGUGAAAUCUACUUUAAAUGUAGAGUUUUUAUGCAACGAUUCGAACAUUUUGCUGCCCCCAACGGGAACACCAUUGACUGGAAUCAGUUUCACCCGUCGGUUACCCUGUGGAGAGGUUGAAAAAGCACGUCGGGCUAUUCGUGUUUUCUUUCUACUGCGAAGGAUGUGCCAAUGUAUUACCGGGGAAAAGGAAACCUUGCUACCGCUGACAAACAUUAGUCACUGCGUACAAGUUGAAAAUGCACUGGAUUUAAAUAACAGUGAUCUUAUUGCAUGCACAGUACUGAUGCGCGAUGGAACAAAAUACCGUAGAUUUUUAGUGAUGGACAUUCUGCAGCUUAUUCUGGUAGAACCAGACAGUAAACGACUGGGUUGGGGUGUUGCCAAAUUCGUUGGAUUCCUGCAGGAUGUUGAAGUCAACGGUGACAAGGAAGACUCGCGAAGUUUGCAUUUAACUAUUCAUCGUGGUGGUGCAACAAACAAUCGUACUCCGAUACUGUCAGCUAAGUUCAUGUUCGACGAUCAUAUUCGCUGUAUGGCGGCCAAACAAAGACUCACAAAAGGUCGUAGUAAAGCUCGCCAGAAGAAAAUGUUCCAAAUUGCUCAACUGUUGGAGGUGCCUGGUCAAAUGAACGAUACGCAAUUUCCGUCGCUCGCAGGAACCAGUGGGUCUUCGGUGCCCGGCUCCAUGUUACGAUCAGGAACGGGACGUCAACUAAGAGAACAUCGUCCCUUAUUUUCCACCGCAAAUCGAGUGCCUGGUGUGGCAGCGGCGUUGAGAAGAGAUAGCAUGCCUUCCGGAAGCGUGAGCCGGGUACAAAUCAAUUCAAGUCGUUCCAUUGAUGGCGAUGCAACAGGAGCACGUCGCAAAAGCUCUAAUCCAGCACGUCGAGAAAGCAGUCAACCAAUUGCAGUUACCUCAGCAAAACCACGUGAUUCUUCCCACAAUCGAUCGAGUACGCCUCGGUCACGAGAAUCUAGCCCACGUGUGCCCCGGCCACGAUCGGAGGAAAUCCCUUUAGAGGAUUUCCGUCGUUCACAAAACUCAAGCCCCGUUUCACGUGGUUCAUCGAAUGCAGCUUCUCGCUCCCAUACACCUUCACGUUUAAGUCUCGAACCAUCCAGUAUGCAAGCAGCUGCGUGCAGUAGCCAGUUCGCGGGCAAUACUGGUCUCGUAGUAAAAGAACAUACAGUUCCUACGAUUGUGUCUGUCGGUAUCAAUCCGGCAGCUAUCACAAUACCAGUAGAGCUUAGUCCUACAUCGGAGGAGACUUCAUUUAUCGCUGGCGAAGAACGUCAGAAGAAAAAAGGCGUUAUCGAAACCGUCUAGCUGUGAUGGUAUUUGUUCUUUAGUGUUGUUUAAGAAAUGUUUUAUUUUGGGACUAUUCAAUUUUUAAUUCUUAGAGGAAUCUAAAAAACGAAUGAAUUUAUUAGGUGGAAUAAACAAGAUCACAUUAAUGAUUUACGCAA
Molecule: messenger RNA, 3473 nt
Organism: Malaya genurostris
Lineage: Eukaryota; Metazoa; Arthropoda; Insecta; Diptera; Culicidae
Gene: ema
Product: protein CLEC16A homolog
Exons: 10
Coding region: 172-3333 (1053 amino acids)
Biological process (GO): regulation of autophagosome maturation; endosome to lysosome transport; endosomal transport
Cellular component (GO): endolysosome membrane; late endosome
Source: RefSeq, a predicted model, not a curated record